UUAAAUUAUCAGAGAAUCAAGCUGAGCUAAUGUUAGCAGCACCCUUUAUUGUGGACGUUUUUCUUUAUCAGAAUCGAGGGACUUAGGACACAGGGUGUCAGAGGCUGUGCAGAUUGCAAAUUGUGACUUUAACUGGAAGAAGAGUUGGAGAAUUAUGGAGCCAUCAGCAAAGCCUGAGGAGCAGAAACAUGUUUUAAAACUGAAAAGUGAAAUGUUUUCAAAUGUGUAGCAGGUUUUAACUGAUGCUUCAACGUAAAUGAGAACAGAAAGCUCAGAUUCACUGCACUGGAAUGAAUCAAAGCUCGAUAAGCCCUACUUCUUCUCUCUUAUGUCAAACACUCUGUCCUUAGGUUUUCUUGUUCCCUCCCCUUCUGUCUGACGAUGGGUGUAACCACCUUAGUAGCAAAGAGCAUGGGCUAACUGCCUUCAUUUGCUGCUGAGACCUAUGUUGAGGAGCCCAAACUGGUUUCAGUUAUGAGGAAGUGAGAGUCAGACAGUUGUUGUCACUGAGAGGUGAAAUGGCGCAGAGAGGAGUUCAGCUGAACCGGGAAACCUUCUACUGUUCCAUCUGUCUGGAUCUACUGAAGGAUCCUGUGACUACUCCCUGUGGACACAGCUACUGCAUGAACUGUAUUACAACCCACUGGGAUGAAGAGGACGAGAAAAGAAUCCACAGCUGCCCUCAGUGUAGGCAGACCUUCACUCUGAGGCCUGUCAUGAUGAAAAACACCAUGUUAGCAGUUUUAGUGGAGGAGCUGAAGAAGACUGGACUCCAAGCUGUUCCAGCUGAUGACUGCUAUGCUGGACCCAAGGAUGUGGCCUGUGAUGUCUGCACUGGGAAAAAACUAAAAGCCCUCAAGUCUUGUCUGGUCUGUCUGGUCUCUUACUGUGAGAAACACCUCCAGCCUCACUAUCAAUUACCUGCCUAUGAAAAACACAAGCUGGGGGAGCCCACUAAAAAGCUGCAAGGGAACAUCUGCUCUUCUCACAAUGAGGUGAUGAAGAUGUUCUGCCGUACUGAUCAGCAGUGUAUCUGUUAUCUCUGCUCCAUGGAUGCACAUAAAGGCCACAACACAGUGUCAGCUUCAGCAGAAAGGACUGAGAAGCAAAGACAGCUUGAGGUGUGUCGACAAAACAUCCAGCAGAGAAUCCAGGACAGAGAGAAGGAUGUGGAGGUGCUUCAACAGGAGAAGGAGGCCAUCAAUCACUCUGCUGCUAAAGCAGUGGAGCACAGUGAGAAGAUCUUCACUCACCUAAUCCGUCUCAUUGAGAAAAGAAGCUCUGAUGUGACACAGCAGAUCAGAUCCCAACAGCAAACUAAAGUGAAUCAAGUCAAAGAGCUUCAGGAGAAGCUGGAGCAGGAGAUCACCGAGCUGAAGAGGAAAGAAGCUGACCUGGAGACGUUCUCACACACAGAGGAUCACACCCAGUUCCUGGACAACUAUCCCUCACUGUCAGGACUCAGUGAGUCCACAGACUUAUCCAGAAUCAACAUCCGUCCUCUCAGGUACUUUGAGGAUGUGACAGCUGCUGUGUCAGAGCUCAGAAAGAAACUACAGGACAUUCUGAGUGAAAUAUGGGCAAGCAUCUCAGUGACAGAAGUGGAUGUUUUACUGUCAGAGCCUCAGCCCAAGACCAGAGCUGACUUCUUAAAAUAUUCAUGUGAAAUCACACUGGACCCAAACACGGCACACACACAGCUGUUAUUUUUUGAGGGGAACAGAAAAGCAUCAAGAAUGAAACAGCAUCAGUCUUAUAGUAGUCACCCAAACAGAUUCACUCAUUGGCCUCAGGCAAUGAGUAGGCAGAGUCUGACUGGAUGUUGUUACUGGGAGGUGGAGUGGAGAGGGAAAGGAGUUUGUGUGACAGUCGCAUACAACAAUAUCAGCAGAGCAGAGGGGUCAGAUGAAUGUAGAUUUGGAUUCAAUGACAAAUCUUGGUCGUUAUGUUGUUACCCAGACUGGUACGAGUUUUAUUACAAUAGUAUCAGAACUCCUGUCUCAGGUCCUCUGUCCUCCAAGGUAGGCGUGUACCUGGAUCACAGUGCAGGUAUUCUGUCCUUCUACAGCAUCUCUGAAACCAUGACUCUCCUCCACAGAGUCCAGACCACCUUCACUCAGCCCCUCCAUGCUGGACUUUGUCUUUGCUAUAAAACCACCGCUGAGUUGUGUAAAUUGAAAUAG
Molecule: messenger RNA, 2183 nt
Organism: Scatophagus argus
Lineage: Eukaryota; Metazoa; Chordata; Actinopteri; Scatophagidae
Product: tripartite motif-containing protein 16-like
Exons: 1
Coding region: 519-2183 (554 amino acids)
Molecular function (GO): zinc ion binding; protein binding
Source: RefSeq, a predicted model, not a curated record